ACCAUAGUCCAAACUCCAAACCGCUUCCUCUGCUUCAUCAUCCUCUCCUCCAGAGUCGGCGACUUCGUCCGAACCUUUUCAUCAAUAAGCCACGAUGUUUAGUACUAAUUCUAAAGCUGAUCAUGAUGAUGAGUUUACCCAGAAGAGCAGAAAUUCUGCUUCCUUCCAAAUCAAGCAAGAUGAUCAGUUCUUCUGUAGGCUUCUUUCAAAAGAAAGCUCUCUUUCUUGCCAAUCUUUCAGAGUCUCGCUUGCUAUUCCUUUUGAAUGGGAAUCUGAACCGGGCACCCCAAAGCGUCCUUUUUCUGAAACUCCCUUCCCUACUCUGACUCCUCCACCUUGCUACUAUAUCAAAACUGCUAUGAACAUGAACUCCGACAAACAGAAGGUGAAGAGGCGAUCAAGAUUCAAUCUUUUGAGGACUCUUGUCAACGUCAUAUUAUGUAGAUACGGGAGUGCGGAUAUACAUCAUAAAAUUAUUUAGCCAUAAAAUUGGCAACAUACAUAUGCAGCCCUGGGAGGGAGUGGGAUGAAGGAGAGGAAGAGGAAGAAACGCCUUUACGGAGCAUGUUUUUUAUAUGUACAGAUCUCUUUUUCCGAUGUCGAUAUAUAAUUCAGUGUGUCGGUUUGCCUGAAGUUAAAUGUGAACGUUAGCAAGUUGUUCAGUGUCAACAUUCAUUUAGAAGCGCAGUUCUCAUGUCAGAAAUUGUAUCGUUGACAUUGAAUAAGUCACCCCAUCUAAUAUAUUCCAUUUUAGAAUU
Molecule: messenger RNA, 758 nt
Organism: Prosopis cineraria
Lineage: Eukaryota; Viridiplantae; Streptophyta; Magnoliopsida; Fabales; Fabaceae
Exons: 2
Coding region: 95-481 (128 amino acids)
Source: RefSeq, a predicted model, not a curated record